Molecule: messenger RNA, 2029 nt
Organism: Magnolia sinica
Lineage: Eukaryota; Viridiplantae; Streptophyta; Magnoliopsida; Magnoliales; Magnoliaceae
Product: myb family transcription factor PHL6-like
Exons: 7
Coding region: 182-1690 (502 amino acids)
Molecular function (GO): DNA binding; DNA-binding transcription factor activity
Source: RefSeq, a predicted model, not a curated record
CUUCCGAAAAGCAAUUGAAUUCUCUGAAAAUAAAUCCUCUUGUUUGUAGUUUUUUUUUUUCCCCUUUUCCAGUAGAUGCCUGAUAGUUCUACUUUGGUUCUAGGGUCAAUUCGUGAUUACCUAUAUGCAGCAGGAAUCUACUACGACUUAAAAUUUCAUUACCGAGCAGCAAAGAAGUCUGAUGACAACUUAUACAGUUGAACUGGAUCCAACCUAUGCCAUGACCAUGAAUUAUGAUGCCGGGACAAGUGUGAAAAGACAUAUUGCUGAUGGCAAAACCGCUCCAUUUUUCCAUUCUGCUAAUGUGACAUUUCAUUGGCGAAAUGGUGAAAGUUUUUUGCCCAGAGAUACGCUUCCACUUGAACCUCCACAACCACUUUCUUAUCCAUCUGAAGACUUCCUGAUUCACCAACAAAAGGAUCUUAGGAUGUAUUAUGGGGCAAUCAGUCCUGUUUCUUUACCAUUGUAUUUUGCAAAACCACCAGCAAAUGCCUGUCCUCAGUCUUCGACGUUUUGUCCUAGUUUGUAUGCACCGUCUUCACCAGUCUUGGAACAUAAUCCAAAGAUGGGAAGCAUUCCCUUUCUUCCCCAUCCUAAGAUGGUGGACUAUCCGGCUCCUCUGGUCCAACCAUCGACACAUACACUCCUCCCAACCCAAGGAGGUUUAUCCUAUCAAAUGAACAUAGACAAUCACCUACAAGACAUGAUGAAGAGGCCUCCUGAACUGCCAGGAGAUAUUUCGCUUGAAGAUUUUGAUUGUGAAAUUGGGGAGAACAGUUUCCCCCCGAAUACUGCUCAAGGAGAGGGUUGGCAAGUGGAAUCUGAUCAUCUUGAGCUGAUCAUUGGCAACGAUGAAAAUCCUACAAUGGAUGAAAUUUAUGGGGCUACACUGGAUUCCCCCGCCUGCACAAUGAAAUCGCAAGACAACCAGAUAUGCAAGAAAAUUGUCUAUCCUGUUGAGGAACUAUUCGAGCCGGAUCCCUCCAUCUCUGUAUCUGACUCUGCAAGCAAGCAUCGAAUGCGGUGGACCAUAGAGCUCCAUGACUGCUUUGUGAAAGCUGUUAAUGAUCUUGGUGGCGCUGAUAAAGCAACCCCGAAAUGCAUUUUGAGGAAAAUGAAUAUCAAAGGACUAAAAAUAGAACACGUGAAAAGCCACUUGCAGAAAUACCGUCUCACCAUAUGCCAGCCAGAAGCCAAAGAAGAUAAAAGGUCUACCUGUUCAGAAGGAAAGAAGAGGAGUUCGAUUGAUUGGGAGAGUCGGGCCUCAAGAAUGGCUUCAAAUGAACAUGGAUCACUGCGCAUGAGAUUUGAGCUUCAAAAAAUCCUUCGUGAACAGCUUGAGAUUCAAAAAGCGCUACAACUACAAGCCAAAGAAAGUGCCCAGCAGCUGCGGAUUUUGGUGGAGGAACAGAGGAAAGUAAGCCGAGCAGUCAUGCUAACACACCUACCUCUGUCUUCAACUAGUUCGGUUAAUGCAAAAGGAUCACCAUCUGAGCCUUUGUCUUCAGAUGAAGUGCAGCUUGCAAUUGAAAGAUGUCAUGGAAAAGACGAGCAUUGUAAUGAUAGUAUCGAGGAGGACAGGUUGACUUUGGAGUUAGAUGUUGAAUUGCUGUCCCCAUCCCCGAAAAGAACAAGAUUUGAUAUCGAGGACCCCAAUGUUUCUAUCUCGAACAUGUCUCAGAAGCCGUAGGUAAACUUGGAACAUGCAAUCAGAAUAUGAAGUGACAACCGGGACUUGCAAAAGGCUUCUUCAGAAAAAGAUCAGAUGCAAUGCCUGAACCAUAGUUUCUGGUUCUUUGUCAGUUCACUUAUACACAGUUGGGAGUGCAGUAAAUUUUCACUGUAGUUAUGAAACAAAGAUCCUAAACUUGCUAUUUCUUCUAAAUCAGCCUUUUCUGCUAGACGAAAUAAACUUGGCAGGAAAUGUGGUUGAGAAGCUCGCCUUUUUGUUUCAGGUGCAGAACUUUUGUUUGGUGUUUCUCUAUCAUUUUUUUUCCAGUUGAGAUUGUUUUGAAUUUUUUUUGGUUAA